AUGGUGUUCUACCAUGAAUACUUAUCCAAGACGGAGAUAAAGGGCUUCGACACAUACAAGUACAGCUGUAUCGACAACAGCCCGCUGGCCGUCUACAUAUCGCACCCGUUCUGGAAUUGGUUCGUCAACUUCUAUCCACGAUGGAUUGCGCCGAACGUGCUGACGUUGUCCGGCUGGUCGCUGGUGAUGGGGUGCUUUUUGCUGGAGACGGUGCUAGACUACGACUUGAGCCGAGGCAGCGUUGGGUCGACGAAUCCUCUACCAUCCUGGUUCUGGCUCCUUUGCGCAAUUUGCACCUUUUCCGCCCACACGCUCGAUGGCACCGAUGGAAAGCAGGCGAGACGAAUCGGCGCCUCAGGGCCAACUGGCGAAUUGUUCGAUCACGGCCUUGAUUCCUGGUCAACCGUCCCUUUCACAAUCACCAUCUUCUCCGUCUUUGGCCAGGGCCAAUUCAGUAUCCCAGCCAUUCGUCUCCUUUUCACGCUGAUCAGCGUCCAGCUGGUGUUUGUCGUCACCCAUUGGGAGAAGUACAACACCGGCAUUCUUUUCCUCUCCUGGGGAUAUGACGCCAGUCAAUAUGGUCUUUCCCUGAUCUACCUGUGGACGUGGUGGGUGGGUUACGAGUGGUACAAAUUCUACGUGAUCCCCGGCUGGACGUUUGCUGAAGUCUUUGAAGUUGGCUUUUAUCUGUCUUGCGGCCUCUCGUUCGCCAUGUCCGGCUACAACAUGUGGUACAGCUAUGCCGUGGAUAAGACGGCCAAGCAGUCAUCUCUGUACGAGGCUGCGGCCCCGAUGUUCCCGUGCAUCGUUCUCUUCGUCUCGUCCGUCUACUGGGCUGCUCGAUCCCCUGGAGCCGUCAUUGAUCAGGACCCGCGAAUGUUCUUCUUCUCCAUGGGCACCGUGUUCAGCAAUAUCGCGUGCCGCCUUAUCAUCUCGCAAAUGACAAACACCCGAUGCCAUACAUGGAACACGCUACUCGCUGUCUAUUUGGCUUCGAUUAUCGCCGCUUUUUGGCUACCGCUCUACGAGUUGACGAUCCUGCGCGUCUCUUGUCUGAUCAUCGUGCUGGCCCACGUGCACUAUGGCGUUUGCGUGGUGAAGCAGCUGUGCGCCCAUUUCAAGAUUCACGCCCUCGACGUCUCCUACCUGACGGCCAAGAAAGAU
Molecule: messenger RNA, 1164 nt
Organism: Mesorhabditis spiculigera
Lineage: Eukaryota; Metazoa; Nematoda; Chromadorea; Rhabditida; Rhabditidae
Source: the annotation of a GenBank genome assembly